AUGGCGUUUGCUUCUCGUGCGUUCUUCCUCCUUUGUGGGAUCAUUGGACUGACUGGAGUUGUAAGUCCAAAUCUCACUUCAUCGAGUCUUUCAUUGAUCGCUGUCUUCAUCAUUGUCAACCAUCUCUUCUUGUCCUCUCCACAGUGGUCUUUGCCUGUCCAGGACGACACAGAUGAAUGUUGUCCUAAGGGCUGGACUCAGUUGGAUAAACGUUGUUUCAUCUACCAGAAGAACGCCAGGACCUUUAUAGAUGCAGAGAGCAUCUGCAACCUUCUUGGUGGGAAUCUGGCCUCCAUCCUAAGCGCUCUGGAAUAUGCGACCGUGUUGCAAGUGAUUAAGUUAAAGGAAGAUCCCAUUGAUGACACCUGGAUCGGACUCCAUGAGGCGCUAGAGGCGGACACCUUUCUCUGGACUGACGGUUCAGACUUUGAUUUCAGUGCCUUUAACACGGACAAUGACGCUGGAGAUUGUGUUGAGAUUGAAUCCUCGGAUGAACUCUGGGAUAAUGAAACCUGUGAUUCUGACAACCCCUUCGUUUGUGCCAGAGACUCGAAGUGCAAACACUGA
Molecule: messenger RNA, 567 nt
Organism: Nerophis lumbriciformis (worm pipefish)
Lineage: Eukaryota; Metazoa; Chordata; Actinopteri; Syngnathiformes; Syngnathidae
Product: galactose-specific lectin nattectin-like
Source: RefSeq, a predicted model, not a curated record